This is a messenger RNA of Coregonus sp. 'balchen', 1050 nucleotides long. The record is from the annotation of a GenBank genome assembly. NCBI's taxonomy places the organism in Eukaryota, Metazoa, Chordata, Actinopteri, Salmoniformes, Salmonidae.
AUGGCCACAGAAUAUAUGUCAGGGGUGGCGAUGCUGCUAAAAUGGCUGCCUGUUGCACUGUGGGAGGGGGUGGGGGGUGACAUUUUAUUUCCAGCUAGGGGCUCUUCACCGCCGCUGGGUGGUUUACUGUGCUGAGAGGCUUGCUCACUUGGGACGAAUCACAAAUAUGGAAUGCAACACAUGGGGCUGUCUGGGUGGUUUGAUUGUCACGAUUAUCUUUGGGGUGGUUUGGCUGGAGGGAUAGGGUGACUUGCUUGGGGUGGUGCUGUAUUAUAAACUAACUUGGGAUGCAACAGGGACAUUUUCUGUCUUUCCUUCUGUCCUGCUGAGAGCUACUGUAAGGUGGAUUCGCUCAAUGUCUUAUUAUUGGAUCACGCUCAUGCUGUCCAUUCCAACACAGGGGUCAGAGCCAAUGAUAUCACAGCAAUUUUGUGAAAAUAAAUACAUUUGGUAUCUUAAAAAUGGCGAUAAAGUUUAACACAUAGGGAAAACCAUGGCAUUGAUUAUUAUUGAAUACACUGAAUUGUGUAUAUUGAAUACACUGAAUAAAAUAUCAGGCAACAUCAGUGUCCAUUUGCAUGAGAAACACUGACGACCUCUGGUGUUAGAAAAUGGUACUGCAUAUGUGUGAUUAUUUGUUAGUUUUUUUAAUCACGCUGAUCAUCUGAAUGUGAAUUGAUCCUGAAACAGACGAGGGUAUUUUCAGUAGAUCUUAACACUCCCUCUCUUUUUUUUUCUGUAUUCUCUCCUUCCCUCCUUCUCCAGGAUGUUGACAAGCCGUUGCAGGGCAGUGUAGCAGAGUUGACCCCCGUGUCCCCUUGCCCUUCUGGCCCUUCCUCCAAACGGAAGAGUACUGACUCCUCCCACCUCCACAUCAGGGUUCCAAAAUCCCUCCCACUCCGCAGAUCUGAGUCCUUCCCCCUCAAACUACUAUUGGCCCACUGGACUGAUGGGGGCGGGGCAGACCGCUGCACCCUCAGCCCCUACAUGCUCCGCCUCUCAGGGGCCGGUUUCACCUACUACGCACCGGGGCCAGAGACCUUUGUGUGA